Molecule: messenger RNA, 540 nt
Organism: Aureobasidium vineae
Lineage: Eukaryota; Fungi; Ascomycota; Dothideomycetes; Dothideales; Saccotheciaceae
Source: the annotation of a GenBank genome assembly
AUGGCAGACGUCUUCCUCUGCUUUCUUUCUCGUUGUCGAACCUGCUGCACUUCUCUCACACCCAAGCACACCUACUUGGAAUACUUGAUCAUCUUCNCCUAUCCAUCUGACGGCAACUCCAUCUGCAUCAUACCCAUCCAACUCAAGAUCUCAAACNGCACACCUUGCACCGUUCUCGACGUCGCUGUCUUCUCUAACAACUCAACCAUCACCACCAUCAUCGAAAUCAACAUGACUGCCCCUGCCCGCGAGCAGUUCAUGGUCGGUGUCAACAGCACUGGCCCCGAUGGUAGACCUCUUCCUGCUGGCGCCGCUGCUGCAGCCAGAAUGACCGCUGCUGAGAAGGAGGCCGCCAGAAAGGCCGACGACGAGACCUUCUCGAUUGCCUCUGCUGCCAUGAAGCAGGCUGAGCGCGAGGAGGAGCUCGACAAGAAGGAGCAGAAGAAGGGCGACCACAAGUCCCUUAUCCGUCGUCUCUUCGGUUCCGCUGGCGACAAAGUCGUUGCCCUCUUCAAGCGCGAGCAGCACAAGAUGAACUAA